AAUGACAGUCACACAGAGACGUUGACAUUUAUAAACAAACUAAAAAAGCAAACCCUUUCAAAAUGUCUGAUACGGAGCAUUUAUCUAUGGGUUCCAUUAAACCAGUAUUUCCGGAUGACGGUAUCUUGCGUUUGUAUUCCAUGCGCUUUUGCCCAUACGCACACCGUGUUCACCUUGUCCUGGAUGCUAAAAAAAUUCCACAUCACAAAAUUUACAUAAACCUGCGUGACAAACCUGACUGGUUUGCCAACGUCAGUGCCACUACUAAAGUACCAGCACUAGAGCUUGUCACAGAGGCGCCAACGGGUGCAGGAUCACCACCUAUACUUAUUGAAUCGCUUUUCAUAUGCGACUAUCUGGAUGAAAAGUAUCCCGAGAUAUCGUUACAUCCCAAAGAUCCCCUAAAGAAGGCAGAGGAUCGAAUCCUUGUUGAUCGUUUUGGUCAAUUUAUAAAUGCCAUCUAUAAACUUCUAUUGCAUGAUGAUCCCGCUCAAGUGGGAGAUGCUUCCCUAUAUGAAGGCUUAGAUAUUUACGAGAAAGAGUUGAAGCGCCGGGAUACACCCUUCUUUGGUGGAUCUAAGCCUGGCAUGUUGGACUAUAUGAUCUGGCCGUGGUGUGAGCGUUUUGCCGCUUUGAAGUAUACCCUAGGCGAGGACGUUAAACUAGAUCCUGUACGAUUCAAAAUUUUGCUUCAGUGGGAGGAGUUGAUGCUCAAGGAUCCAGCUGUAAAAAACUUCUUUUUAGAUGGUGAAGUUCAUGCCAAAUAUAUGAAGUCUCGACGUGAGGGCAAUGCGGACUACAAUAUGCUCUACAAUGCUGCCAAACGUCCGAAGUUGGAAUAAACCUAUUAACAAUUCGAUGACCCUAAUAUAUACAGAACAAAUGUGAAAUAUAGGCAACGCCAAUUAAAUGUACAACAUUUUUUUCAAUUUUUUUGAAAUAAAAAAAAACAUCAUGAAAAAUGUGUUUACUGGGCUAAAGCUUCUGUUAAUGUUAUUAACAGAACUUCAUGUAAACUUACCCUAA
Molecule: messenger RNA, 1026 nt
Organism: Drosophila willistoni
Lineage: Eukaryota; Metazoa; Arthropoda; Insecta; Diptera; Drosophilidae
Gene: GstO1
Product: pyrimidodiazepine synthase
Exons: 4
Coding region: 63-842 (259 amino acids)
Biological process (GO): glutathione metabolic process
Cellular component (GO): cytoplasm
Molecular function (GO): glutathione transferase activity; glutathione dehydrogenase (ascorbate) activity
Source: RefSeq, a predicted model, not a curated record